Molecule: messenger RNA, 3811 nt
Organism: Juglans microcarpa x Juglans regia
Lineage: Eukaryota; Viridiplantae; Streptophyta; Magnoliopsida; Fagales; Juglandaceae
Product: type II inositol polyphosphate 5-phosphatase 15-like
Biological process (GO): phosphatidylinositol dephosphorylation
Molecular function (GO): phosphatase activity; protein binding
Source: RefSeq, a predicted model, not a curated record
CUCAAAAGUCUCGACCAACCAACCAACAAACGAACAACACUUAUCACUGUUUUGUCUGAAACUUCCGGAGUCCCAAACACCCUCCUCGAUUUCCUCUCCCUUCCCACGCUCUCGCUUUCCAAGUCUCCGAACAUUCUCUUCUUCUUCUUCAGCGCACUGCGAGUUCUGAUUUAUAUAAAUGGAUCGGCCGCUCAUCGACUUAGAAGACGACAUUUAUACUUCUCAUUCUUCCCCUCUCAAUCCAACUUCACCACCGCCGCCAGGAGUCCCUGACUGCCACUUCCAAUCCUCCUCCUCCUCCGAUGAAGACGACCAAUCCCAACGCGACGUCGUAUCUUCCAAGUCCAUCGAGUCCACCUCCAAGCGCCUUGACUACAUGCUCCAAUUCCUUGACCGCAAGCUCUCAAACGACGCUACUAACCCCCCAAACGACCGCUCUUCCCUCCUUGAGUUCGUCGCCAAGGGUGGUGCCACCGGGAUCUUCAAGGUCCCCGUACGAUCAGCCGUCCACCCGGGUCGCCCGACCUGCUUGGAGCUCCGGCCUCAUCCACUUAGAGAAUCCCAGAUUGCUAGCUUUUUGAGAACCAUCACCUCUACGGAUUCCCAGUUGUGGGCCGGGAGCGAGUGCGGGGUUAGGGUUUGGGACUUCAAGGACUUGUACGAGCCAGGGAUUGGAGACCUGAUCGGGGAUGAAUAUACGGCGCCGUUUCAGGAGUCCGUGUCGACUUCGCCUACCAUAUGUUUGGUCGGGGAUGAGGGGACCAGAGUGGUGUGGAGCGGGCACGGGGAUGGGAGAAUCAGGUGCUGGAAGAUGACGAUGUCGGAGCAAAACGGUGAAUGUAGGAGUCUUUUCAAGGAGGGCUUGUCUUGGCAGGCUCACCGCGGCCCGGUUCUUUCAUUGGUCAUCACGUCUUAUGGGGAUCUGUGGUCAGGUUCGGAAGGUGGUGCUAUUAAAAUAUGGCCAUGGGAAGCUAUUGAAAAAUCUCUUUCACUAACUAAUGAAGAAAGGCAUAUGGCUGCUCUAUUAGUGGAGAGGUCUUACAUUGACCUGCGGAGCCAACUCACUGUCAAUGGUUUCAGUGACGUAGUAACAUCAGAUGUUAAGUAUCUGUUAUCUGAUAAUUCAAGAGCAAAAGUGUGGAGUGCUGGUUAUUUGUCAUUUGCUCUCUGGGAUGCUCAUACAAGGGAGUUACUAAAAGUGUUCAAUACAGACGGUCAAAUUGAGAACCGGGUGGAAUUUUCUCCUGUACAGGAUUUUUCACUCGAACAAAUCUCUAGUUCAAAAAAAGAAAAAAUGCAGGGUUCCUUUGGUUUUUUUCAGCGUUCACGCAAUGCCAUAAUGGGGGCAGCAGGUGCUGUUCGUCGAGCUGCAGCAAAGGGGGCAGUUGGAGAUGACAAUCGCAGAACUGAAGCACUGGUAUUGACAAUAGAUGGGAUGAUUUGGACUGGAUGUACAAGUGGCCUACUUGUGCAGUGGGAUGGCAGCGGCAAUCGUAUACAAGAAUUUCAGUAUCAUCCUUUUGCUGUUCAAUGUUUUUGUACAUUUGGGCAACGUAUGUGGGUUGGUUAUGCAAGUGGAACAGUCCAGGUACUCAACCUCGUUGGUAAUCUGCUCGGAGAGUGGGUAGCUCACAGCAGUCCUGUGAUAGAAAUGACAGUUGGAGCUGGUUAUAUUUUCACCUUGGCUAAUCAUGGUGGCUUACGUGGAUGGAACAUCACAUCUCCAGGACCUCUUGACAGCAUACUACGUUCAGAAUUGGCUGGAAAAGAAUUUUUAUACACGAGGACAGAAAAUGUGAAGGUUUUGGCUGGCACUUGGAAUGUUGGACAAGGAAGGGCAUCUCAGGAGUCACUUAUCACCUGGCUACAUUCUGAGGUCUCAGAUGUUGGGAUUAUUGUUGUUGGGUUGCAAGAAGUUGAAAUGGGUGCUGGUGUCCUUGCAAUAUCUGCAGCUAAAGAGACUGUUGGACUUGAAGGGAGUUCUGUUGGGCAUUGGUGGCUGGAUAUGAUAGGCAAAACAUUGGAUGAAGGAUCAACAUUUGAACGUGUUGGUUCUAGGCAGCUGGCAGGUUUGCUCAUUGCUGUGUGGGUUAGAAACAAUCUUAGAGUUCAUGUUGGCGAUGUUGAUGUUGCAGCAGUUCCAUGUGGCUUUGGGCGUGCAAUUGGUAAUAAGGGAGCUGUUGGUGUAAGGCUCAGAGUGUAUGACCGGAUAAUGUGCUUUGUUAACUGUCACUUUGCUGCCCAUUUAGAAGCAGUUAAUCGGCGAAAUGCAGACUUUGAUCAUGUAUAUCGAACAAUGACAUUUUCCCGGCCAACUAAUCUUUUCAAUGCCGCAGCUGUUGGUUCUUCUUCUGCUGUUCAAAUGCUCCGUGGUCCCAAUGCUAUUGGUGCUAACACACACACUGCAGAAGGAAUGCCUGAGCUAUCUGAUGCAGACAUGGUCAUAUUUCUUGGCGAUUUCAAUUAUCGGCUUGAUGAUAUCUCUUAUGAUGAAGCAAGGGACUUUAUUUCUCAAAGAUGCUUUGAUUGGCUUAGAGAAAGGGAUCAGCUCCGAACAGAAAUGGAAGCUGGUAAUGUCUUCCAAGGGAUGCGUGAAGCAGUUAUUACAUUCCCUCCCACCUACAAGUUUGAAAGGCAUCAAGCUGGUUUAGCAGGGUAUGAUUCGGGUGAAAAGAAGCGCAUUCCUGCCUGGUGUGACAGAAUUUUAUACCGUGAUAGCCGGUUAGCUUUGUUAUCUGAGUGCAGCUUAGAGUGUCCUGUAGUCUCUUCUAUAUUAAGGUAUGAAGCUUGCAUGGAUGUGACAGACAGUGAUCACAAGCCUGUCCGCUGCAUAUUUAAUGUUGAUAUUGCUCGAGUUGAUGAGUCGAUAAGGAGACAAGAGCUUGGUGAAAUACUUGAAUCAAAUGAGAAAAUCAAACGUAUGCUUAAGGAACUAUGCAAAAUACCAGAAACUAUUGUUAGUACAAACAACAUAAUCCUUCAAAACCAGGACACAUCUAUUUUGCGUAUUACAAACAAGUGCGGGAAAAAUGAGGCUUUCUUUGAAGUAAUUUGUGAAGGUGAGUCUUCUGUGGAGGAGGAUGGACAAGCAUUUGAUCAUCGUCCAAGAGGUUCCUUUGGCUUCCCACGAUGGCUUGAGGUCACUCCAGCAGCUGGCAUAAUCAGACCUAAUCAUAUUGGAGAGAUCUCAGUUCAUCACGAGGAAUUCCAAACUCUGGAAGAGUUUGUUGAUGGUGUUCCACAGAAUUGGUGGUGUGAAGACAACAGAGACAAGGAAGUCAUAUUGGUGAUUAACGUGAGGGGCAGCAACACAACCGAGACAAAAAAUCACCGUGUUCGCGUGCGCCGUUGCUUUAUGUCCAAGACAAAACGGUUUGGCCCCGAACUGAACAACUCUAGGCAAAUCCAAGGAACGGUUCUUCACCGGUCAGAUGUUCAACGCCUUAGCAGUUCCUAUGAUGUGGUUGCCCAUCUCAAAGAUUUGCAUAGUCCUUGAAGUAGACGCUAAUAACAGGCAUUAGUCAGUGAGAAAAACAAGACACAGCUUAAGGGAUCCUCUUUUCUCGACAUAGUCCUGUCAUACAAUCACCUUGCAUGUAAAUACUUGAGCUGUCAUGUUGCCUUUUUAAUUUUUUAUUUUUUUCCCAGUUGAUUUGCAUUCAUAGCAUUUUUUAUUUAUGGUUCAUCUGGUGUCAAUUUUUUGAACUGUCAUCAGUUUGACGUACAAAGCUACAAGUCCAUCUUUGUAAUUUUCUGGUUUCAAGUGUACAGAAAAGUGAAUGAGUCACGCAGCAGGAGGGGUUUGGAUUUU